UAAGGUGUCAGCUCCAGGAGGCAGCGUUUUUUUUUUUUUUCCUCCCUAGGCUGCUCUUGUCUCCAGAAGGUUCUGUGUGCCGGUUCUUUCGGUUUUGGGGGUACCCCGGCUCUGCAUCGCGCCGCCAUGAUGGGCCAUCGUCCCGUGCUCGUGCUCAGCCAGAACACAAAGCGGGAAUCUGGAAGGAAAGUUCAAUCAGGAAAUAUCAAUGCUGCCAAGACUAUUGCAGAUAUUAUCCGGACAUGUUUGGGGCCCAAGUCCAUGAUGAAGAUGCUUUUGGAUCAUGGAGGCAUCGUGAUGACCAAUGAUGGGAAUGCUAUUCUUAGAGAGAUUCAAGUCCAACAUCCAGCAGCCAAGUCCAUGAUUGAAAUUAGCCGAACACAGGAUGAAGAGGUUGGAGAUGGAACAACAUCAGUAAUAAUUCUUGCUGGGGAGAUGCUGUCUGUGGCAGAGCAUUUCCUGGAGCAGCAGAUGCACCCAACAGUGGUGAUCAGUGCGUACCGAAAAGCCCUGGAUGAUAUGAUUGGCACCCUGAAGAAAAUCAGUACCCCAGUUGAUGUAAAUAACCGAGAAAUGAUGCUGAACAUCAUCAACAGCUCCAUCACUACCAAAGCAAUCAGUCGCUGGUCUUCUCUGGCUUGCAGCAUUGCUCUGGAUGCUGUCAAAACUGUACAAUUUGAAGAAAAUGGCCGGAAGGAAAUUGACAUUAAGAAAUAUGCAAGAGUAGAAAAGAUACCUGGGGGCAUCAUUGAAGACUCAUGUGUCUUACGUGGAGUCAUGAUUAACAAGGAUGUAACCCAUCCACGAAUGCGGCGCUAUAUCAAGAACCCUCGCAUUGUGCUGCUGGAUUCUUCUCUGGAAUACAAGAAAGGAGAAAGCCAGACUGAAAUUGAGAUCACCCGAGAGGAAGACUUCACCCGAAUUCUCCAAAUGGAAGAAGAGUACAUCCAGCAACUGUGCGAGGACAUCAUCCGUCUGAAGCCUGAUGUAGUCAUCACAGAAAAGGGAAUUUCGGAUUUAGCUCAGCACUAUCUUAUGCGGGCCAACAUCACAGCUAUUCGAAGAGUCCGGAAGACAGAUAAUAAUCGUAUCGCCAGAGCCUGUGGAGCCCGCAUAGUCAGCCGGCCAGAGGAACUGAGAGAAGAAGAUGUAGGUACAGGUUCGGGCCUGUUGGAAAUCAAGAAGAUUGGAGACGAAUACUUCACGUUCAUUACUGAGUGCAAAGACCCAAAGGCCUGUACCAUUCUCCUCCGGGGAGCUAGCAAAGAGAUUCUCUCGGAGGUAGAGCGCAACCUUCAGGAUGCCAUGCAGGUGUGCCGCAACGUUCUUCUCGACCCACAGCUGGUCCCAGGGGGUGGGGCCUCGGAAAUGGCUGUGGCCCACGCCUUGACCGAAAAAUCUAAGGCCAUGACUGGUGUGGAGCAGUGGCCAUACAGGGCAGUAGCCCAGGCCCUUGAGGUCAUCCCUCGGACCCUUAUCCAGAAUUGUGGUGCUAGCACCAUCCGUCUCCUUACCUCACUUCGGGCCAAGCACACCCAGGAAAACUGUGAGACCUGGGGUGUAAAUGGUGAGGCAGGUACUUUGGUGGACAUGAAAGAAUUGGGCAUCUGGGAACCAUUGGCUGUGAAGCUGCAAACAUACAAGACAGCAGUGGAGACUGCAGUUCUGCUGCUGCGGAUCGAUGACAUCGUCUCCGGCCACAAAAAGAAAGGUGAUGAGCAGAGCCAGCAAGGAGGGGUACCUGAUGCUGGCCAGGAGUGAAUGGCAGACAAGGUGGCUUCAACGCACACAGCCAGCAUCGUCUCCCCUUCCCAAACCAGACGCCAGAGACACUGGACGCCUUUGUUUGGAAGGGAUCGGGUUGAGGGGCAGUCCAAUUCCUGUCUGUCCAGCUCAGUUUGCAAAAGGCACUGACAUGUCAUUCUUCUCUAUUGUAAGCUUUCCAUUUAGUUUGCUUCCAAUGAUUAAAUCUAAGUCAUUGGA
Molecule: messenger RNA, 1983 nt
Organism: Suncus etruscus (white-toothed pygmy shrew)
Lineage: Eukaryota; Metazoa; Chordata; Mammalia; Eulipotyphla; Soricidae
Gene: CCT3
Product: chaperonin containing TCP1 subunit 3
Biological process (GO): protein folding
Cellular component (GO): chaperonin-containing T-complex
Molecular function (GO): ATP hydrolysis activity; ATP-dependent protein folding chaperone; ATP binding
Source: RefSeq, a predicted model, not a curated record